UUUAGGAAAUAAACAGACCUAAGUAACGUAUGAUUUUUGAAUUUAAAAAUUAAAAAAAUUUUAGUGUUUCAAUAUUUAAGUUUCUCCAGCAAUUUCAUACAAUAAUUAAACGAAGCUUUUAUUUGACAAGCACGUCAAUUCCUUGAGUUUUCAACAAAAGAGCAAUUCCCCUUUACCACCAAUCUUAACAGAUUCGCAAAAUCAGUUAUGUUAUCAUAUGAUUUCUUAUCUUCAAAUUUCAAAGAAUCUCCAGAAUUUCUUUCAUUCAAAUGUUUGAACUCCAAAAGAAAAAAAUUUUUUUUUUCCAUUUUCAUGAUUCGGAUGCAUAAUAAGACUCGAUUUACUUUUAGUUUUUAGAUGAGGUGGCGUGCGUGGUAAAGACCUAGAACUUGUCUCACCCAGAAUCGAGAGGAGCAAAAUCCCAAAAUUUUAUGGGGAUCUUUUGAGUUUUGAUUGUCGUUUUUAUUAAAGUAUUGGGCGUUGAUAAUAACUGGUUGGCUCUUUUCGUGCUGACCUAGGAGGUAUAGCUGGCUGCGUAGAUAGCUGGCUACGUAGAGGCUCUCAAUCUGCACGCGGCAAAAUUUAAUUGGUCGUUGCAGGUAGAACCUUAAAUCCUGAAACUUUUUCAUUUAAAGCUCUUCCCUCUUUUCUCACUGUUCUUUUCCUCAAAGAAAAAGAAGAAUUGAUCCGUGGCUCUCUCUUUCAAACUGUUGCAUAAUUUAAUUGGAGUGCUAGCGUCCGCAGUUUCAUACUUUCUUUGAAGGAACGAAAACUGUUAGAUUCUCAAAGGAAGAGAAAGAACAAAUCUAAGCCUUGGGAGAGCCACCAUGUCCACCGAUUCCAUUUCCACUCAGCUCCGCCUCCAAGAGCUUGAGGACAUCUUAGGCCCCGACCUGACCCAAUUCAAAAUCCUCAUCUGUCAGCUGAUUUCCAACGACGAAGACCAGGUGAUGCUAGAAAAUUUGGAAGAGGUAGUGCCUAAGGUUUUGAAGUCAUUAAAUGAUACACAUCCUUGUGUUCGAUUGGUAGCUAUUAAUGCUAUUAGAGAGUUGUCUGAGGAGUUGGAUCCAGAGUUGCAAACACAAUAUCAUGAGAUAAGUCUAAUCACAUUAGUUGAAGUUAUGAAUGACUUCCAAAGUUCUAAACUGAAGAAGGGCCCUGCUGCUUCAGCUUUCGUUGGUUUCAUCGACAAUGGCACCCAAAAUAUCCAAGAUCUAUAUAGGAAGAUUGUGAAUGAUUGUUGUACAAUGAAGAAAUGGAGGGACAGGUUUCAAGAGCAACCUUUGGAUGAUUUGUGAAAGGCACAGGGAUCAUCGAAUUUGAUGCCGAGAUCGCAGUUGAUGUUGGGAACGAAUUUGAAAAUUUAAGCUUGUCAUGAAGUUGAUUUAUUAUGUUUUACCACUAUAUGAUGAAGCUGGCUACUUUUAUUUGUAAGUUAGUACCAAUUACAGGAUCAGGCCAGGUGCUAGAAAAAGAGGGUCAACAAAAAAAUUAAGGUUAAAUUAUGGGAUUUUGUUUUUCAAUUCAUGCAAAAAUCAGAAUUUAGUUACCGUAUAAUAAUUCGAAC
Molecule: messenger RNA, 1567 nt
Organism: Durio zibethinus
Lineage: Eukaryota; Viridiplantae; Streptophyta; Magnoliopsida; Malvales; Malvaceae
Source: RefSeq, a predicted model, not a curated record